CAUGCGGGGUGAGGGCGAAGGGCGGGGCGAGGCCGGUCUGGUUGUGCUCGCUCCCCAGACAGAGGCCCCGGAGGCUCCCGAGCGACAAUGAAGCAGGAGCAGCAGCAGCAGCCGGUGCCGCCGCCGCCCCCACCCCAGCAGCCUCCCCAGCAGUCGUCGCCUCCCUUCGCCAGCCCGGGGGUGCCGGCCUUCCUCAGCAAGCUGUGGGCUCUGCUGGGCGAGACCCCCAGCAACCAGCUCAUCACCUGGAGCCAGAAUGGAAAGAGUUUCUUGGUGUUGAAUGAGCAGAGAUUCGCAAAGGAGAUUCUUCCCAAGUACUUCAAGCAUAACAACAUGGCAAGCUUUGUCAGACAGUUAAACAUGUAUGGCUUCCGUAAAGUUGUCCAUGUUGAUUCUGGAAUUGUCAAACUGGAGCGAGAUGGUCCAGUAGAGUUUCGGCACGCGUAUUUUAGGCAGGGCCGAGAGGACUUGCUGGAGCACAUUAAAAGGAAGGUUUCUUCUUCGAGACCUGAAGAAAACAAGAUACGUCAGGAAGAUCUCUCUAAAAUAAUUUGCAGUGCUCAAAAAGUGCAAAUUAAACAAACAACUAUUGAAUCUCAGUUGUCUCUUUUGAAAAGAGAGAAUGAAUCCCUUUGGAGGGAAGUGUCAGAACUGAGAGCAAAACACUUGCAACAGCAGCAAGUUAUUCGAAAGAUUGUACAAUUCAUUGUUACCUUGGUGCAGAAUAACCAACUAGUGAGCCUAAAACGCAAGAGGCCUCUACUUCUGAACACUAAUGGACCUACAAAGUCGAAUGUAUUUCAGAAAAUUGUGAAAGAACCAGCUGACAGUAGCCACCACGUACCUCUCAACAGAAGUGAGGGCUUAAAACAAAGGGAACAGAUUUCAGAUGACAUUGUUAUUUAUGAUGUCACUGAGGAUGUGGGUGAGGAAGAACAUCCCAUGGCUGAUGAAGAAAAUCUUCCUGUUACACCAGAAACAAGUGAAGAUACCACUUCAGAUUCUUCCAACUGUAGCUGUAGCUACCAUUCUCCCGAUAUUGUAAUUGUGGAAGAUGAUAAUGAAGAUGAAUAUGCCCCUGUAAUUCAAGGGGAUAAAAGCACUGAAUCAGUUGCUGUCCCAGGUAAUGAUCCAGCCAGCUCUGUCAGUGACAGCACAAGCCCACUCAUGUCAAGUGCUGUACAGCUGAAUAACCAGUCAACUUUAACUGCAGAAGACCCAGUCUCUGUGAUGGAUUCCAUACUCAAUGAAAAUGGUGAAAAUGGAGUCAUAUCACAGAAUAUAAAUCUUCUUGGAAAAGUUGAACUUCUGGAUUAUCUGGACAGUAUCGACUGCAGUUUAGAGGACUUCCAGGCUUUGUUGUCAGGACGACAGUUCAGCAUAGAUCCAGAUCUCCUGGUUGAUCUUUUUACAAGUUCUGUGCAGAUGAAUCCCACAGAUCAUGAUCAUGUCACUAAUACCAAAGUGGAGACAAAGGGAAAAGAAACUAACAAGAAUAACGCUGAUCCAGAGGCUUCACAGGAAACACAAGAUAAGCAGCUGAUACACUACACUGCAUUUCCACUCCUUGCGUUCCUGGAUGGGAACCCUGGCUCUGCUGUUGAGAGUGGGAGCUUCACAGCUGAAACUCCUUCCACUGUUGAAAAAUCCCUGGAGGGGGAGGAGCUCCUGGAGAGCAGCCUGGAUCCCCAGCCCACCCAGAGCAAACUGGUGCGUCUGGAGCCACUGACGGAGGCAGAGGCGAGCGAAGCCACGCUGUUCUACCUGUGCGAACUUGCCCCAGCACCCAUGGACACAGACAUGUCCUUUCUGAAUAACUGAUGUGAGGGAGGCUCUGUAUAUAGUCAUGAAGAUGAACUAUUUAUUUAGCAUAUUGUUUGGUAUGAGAGUUUUUUGUAAAUCACUGUUUUAUGUAACCAGAUAUGUGGAAUCUGAAGUACCUUUCCUCUCUUAUACAAGCAGUUGUUUAGCUAUGGAGUUAGACAAGCCACCAGGCACAGCUGCCACUGCUGAGCCAGGCUGCUGCUGCACUGAUGUGAACACUUGGUGUUGUACACAUUGCUCGUGCCGCAGGUAACCAACACUUGUCGUUAGUGAGCUUUGGGUUAUGGUUUCCUAUACUUCUUGUCUUACUAUGAUGACAUAAACUAGUAGUGUAUGGUUAGGGAACACUGACUUUCUGUAUUUCGGGGGUUUUAUUUUUUACGUUUUGUUUAACACACAUGAGGCGUUUUUGGGGUGGGGGGACCAGGACCUGAUGUAGGCUUUUUUUUUCCCUGCUUCAGCUGGGAACAAAGUGCCUGUACCUUGCUAAAUCUUGGUUCUGCCUUACUUUCACUUCAGUGGAAGUGCUCACAUAGCACAAACUGGGGAAAAGUUCUUGACAGCGGCCAGGCCCCAUGACUGCAUGAGUACUUUUAACUUGGACCAUCUAUGCUGACAGAAUAAAUGUUACUUAAGUGUGA
Messenger RNA from Prinia subflava (tawny-flanked prinia), 2465 nucleotides. RefSeq names its product heat shock transcription factor 2 (gene HSF2). Gene Ontology annotation, biological process: regulation of DNA-templated transcription. The transcript has 13 exons. NCBI's taxonomy places the organism in Eukaryota, Metazoa, Chordata, Aves, Passeriformes, Cisticolidae. The record is from RefSeq and is a predicted model, not a curated record. Gene Ontology annotation, molecular function: DNA-binding transcription factor activity; sequence-specific DNA binding. The coding region runs from base 88 to 1821 and encodes 577 amino acids.